Pleurotus ostreatus (oyster mushroom) is the source of this 1527-nucleotide messenger RNA. RefSeq lists its product as uncharacterized. The coding region runs from base 1 to 1527 and encodes 508 amino acids. Gene Ontology annotation, molecular function: iron ion binding; oxidoreductase activity, acting on paired donors, with incorporation or reduction of molecular oxygen; monooxygenase activity. The transcript has 12 exons. NCBI's taxonomy places the organism in Eukaryota, Fungi, Basidiomycota, Agaricomycetes, Agaricales, Pleurotaceae. The record is from RefSeq and is a predicted model, not a curated record.
AUGAGUAGUUCAACUACUACAUUCCUCCUCCUUACGCUUGUUUUCCUGCUAUCGGUGUACCUCAAGCGUCGAACAGUCAGGCGUCCGCCGCUUCCACCCGGCCCUCCAGCAGAACCAUUGAUUGGUCAUCUACGUAUCAUGCCCUCUGACCAAGAAGAACUUGUGUUCCAUGAAUGGGCGAAAACCUACGGCGACGUGAUGCACCUUAGGGUGUUGGGACGCGACUUAAUUAUACUGGACAGCGUCCAGGCGGCCACCGAACUUCUUGAAAAGCGAAGUGCACUUUAUAGUGACAGACCAAAUUUCACUGUCUAUACAUCCCUUAUGGGUUGGGACCUUCAUAUGGGGUUUUUCCCCUAUGGUCGUCGCUUCCGUAAACACCGCAAACUCCUACAAUCGUAUCUCACCCAGCAAUCCAUCGUCAAGUUUCAACCCAUUCAGCUGAUCAAUGCUCGGUAUCUCGCCAAAGGUCUUAUGGAGAAUAAAAGAGACUUUGGACACUAUAUCAGCAGAUACGCCACUUCCGUGGUAAUGCGCAUUGCGUAUGGCCAUCAGAUUAUGUCCGAGGAGGACGAGUUCAUGACAAUAGUGAACGACGUGGCAUAUGCCCUCAACAACUGUGGUCCCCCUGGAGCAACGAUAGUCGAUUAUUUUCCUAUUUUACAAUACUUUCCUUCGUGGUUUCCCGGGACCUCCUAUGCAACAUUCGCUCGGGAAUGGAAGUGGGCAAUUGACAAGUUGUUCAAUGUGCCGUACGAGAAAGCCGAAAGUACUGCAGAGCCAUCGUUCCUCCACUCCCAAAUGGAGGCGGUCUCGGGCAAAGACCUUACAGACGAAGAUAUCCAAGACCUCAAAGGGUCUGCCGGUGUCCUCUUCGCUGGGGGUGCUGACACAACUUCUUCCAGCCUUGAAACAUUUGUCCUGGCACUGCUGCAUCAUCCUGUGGUACAGAAAAAGGGACAGGAGGAACUCGAUCGAGUCAUUGGGCAUGAUCGACUCCCAACUUUCGAGGACUAUGAUGCGCUGCCCUACAUUGAUUGUGUUACCCAGGAAAUACUAAGGUGGCACCCUGCCACACCUCUUGGUGUACCCCAUCGUGCCAUGGAAGAUGAUAUUUAUAGAGGGAUGUUUAUUCCGAAGGGCGCCAUCAUCUUUUCGAACGUCAAGGGUAUAAAUCUAGACAAGAACGUCUACACCGAGCCAACCAAAUUCAAUCCCAGCCGUUUCUUGCCCAAGUCACAGGGAGGAAACGAAGAGCCUCGCCCCAUAGCCACAUUCGGGUUCGGUCGAAGAAUAUGCCCAGGUAGGCACCUAGCGGCGGCGAGUAUAUGGAUCGCUGUCGCCACCAUGUUUGCUACUGUAAACGUCAACAAGGCCAAGGAUGAAGAUGGGAAUGAGAUUACACCAGAAAUCAUGUUCGAAACCGGACUGACCAGUCGUCCCAAGGCAUUUUCAUGCAACAUUACGCCUCGGUCAGAGAAGGCAAUUCGUAUUGUAGCCAGAGAGUGUGAAAGUCUGUAUGAGUAG